Molecule: messenger RNA, 2341 nt
Organism: Labrus mixtus (cuckoo wrasse)
Lineage: Eukaryota; Metazoa; Chordata; Actinopteri; Labriformes; Labridae
Gene: syt4
Product: synaptotagmin IV
Exons: 5
Coding region: 268-1692 (474 amino acids)
Biological process (GO): regulation of dopamine secretion; vesicle fusion; calcium-ion regulated exocytosis
Cellular component (GO): axon; membrane; synapse
Molecular function (GO): calcium ion binding; clathrin binding; calcium-dependent phospholipid binding
Source: RefSeq, a predicted model, not a curated record
AGAGAGAGAGAGAGAAUCGGGGUGUUGCCGCCUCUGAGACACUCACGCAUCACUGAGAAACAGCAUCAGGGCGAGGGCACAUCGUCCCUCCAUCUUUCUCUCUGGGAGACCAAGGUAGCUGUUCAAUUAUUGAAGCCGUACACACACCGUCGUACAUUAUUGAGCAAAAUCAGAGCCGAGAUAUUGCGGAGAAUACUGCAAAUCGACACUAGGCGAACGGGGCGGCGAUAUAUCAGACGGACAGUUUCAGCACCUUGGUCAGCGACGAUGGCUCCAAUGGUGGUGGAAGGAGAUCAGCUCGUGGCAGUGCCAGUGGGUGUUGCGGUGAUGAGCGUCUUCGGCCUCGUCUUCAGCGUGUCGGCCUUCGCGUGGAUCUGUUGCCAGCGCAAAAACACCAAAUCCCAGAAGACGCCGCCUUACAAGUUCGUGCACAUGCUCAAAGGGGUCGACAUCUACCCCGAGAGCCUCAGUGGCAAGAAGAAGUUUGCCGCGUCCGCCGCCGCCGCAACGACGACGACGACGAACGAAAACAGCAAAUGCGACGUCAAUGGAAACUGCCACACCGCGUCACUGAUGAAUCCGACUGGUAAACUCGCAUCAAGUCCAAAUGAUUCCAGGCAGGUGCUACACCUGGAUCUGGAGAAACGGGACCUGAAUGGCAACUUCACCACCAAGCCGUUUCAUCACCACCACCAGAAGGUGCGGAGCUCCCCAGACUUGGAGCUGCCCUCUCCUCAUGCGGGGUUCACGCAGCCUGGUGUGAUUGACCACAACGACCUCCCUACGCCGUCCAGCACCCUCUCCAGCCAGGCGCCCACCCCUGCUGUUGACAAGCCCCACGGCGAGGAGAAGGAGAACGGGCUGGGAACUCUCCAUUUCUCCCUGGAAUACCAGCCAGAGAAGAAGGCGUUUGUGGUCCAUAUCAAGGAAGCCCAUGGCCUUACCCCAACGGACGAGCAGUCACUGACCUCCGACCCCUACAUCAAGCUGACACUGCUGCCGGAAAAAAAGCACCGGGUGAAGACCAGAGUGCUGAGGAAGACCCUGGACCCCGCCUUCGACGAGACAUUCAGCUUCUAUGGGAUCCCGCUUGCCCGGGUGUCGGAGUUGGCCCUUCACUUCAUGGUGCUGAGCUUCGACAGGUUCUCCCGCGACGAGGUCAUCGGAGAGACGCUCGUGCCCUUGUCCGGGAUCGACCUGUCAGAGGGGCGGGUCCUGAUGAGCCGGGAGAUCAUCAAGAGGAAUGUCAAGAAAUCAAGCGGCCAUGGUGAACUGCUGCUCUCCCUGUGUUACCAGUCCACCACUAACACGCUGACUGUGGUCGUACUAAAAGCUCGCCAUCUGCCCAAGACCGAAAACAAUGGACCCACAGAUCCGUAUGUCAAGAUCAACAUGUACCAUGGGAAGAAGCGUGUGUGCAAGAAGAAGACCCACGUGAAGAAGUGCUCACCCAACCCGGUCUUCAACGAGCUCUUUGUGUUUGAUCUGCCCUCGGACGAGGGCCUGAUGGACACCAGCGUGGAGCUGCUGCUGAUUGACUCAGACACAGGUAACUCGCGCUCUGCCAACACCACCCUCGGGCGCCUGGUGCUGGGCACGUCAGUGGUGGGCACCGCGGGCGAGCACUGGAGGGAGAUCUGCGACCAUCCGCGCCGCCAGAUUGCCAAGUGGCACGCCUUGUCAGAGGAUUAGAGCGGCGUGGUGUUGUCUGAUACCUUCAUCGAUAACUCGCCUGGUCCGACCUCAAGAGGGAUGGAACAAGAAUGUGAGAGAUUCAGUGUAAAGUUUGUUAAUACCCAAUGGACUUUAAGUGAGGGUGAAUGGAAAAGAGGGGCGGAGGGACAUUGAUGUCGUGUGUGUAGGGUGUGUGUGUGCGUGCGCGUGUGUGUGUGUGUGUGUUUGCCUCUGGGGGGUGUCAUUAGAAGACAUUUCAUCAUUCAAACUACUUCUUUCAAUCACUUAUCUUUGAAGUUAUUGGGGUGAAGCUGGGAUAGCGGAGCAUGACAAAGGAAACCCCCGGAGCUUUUAAACGAUCCCAAAGACUGCCACUGAAAAUCCUCCGGUAACAUCCAACAUAACCAUCAUAAUCUCCACUGAAAACAGCCAGUCGUCACUUAAACUGUGCAAAGUGCAGAAUGUCUAAAAUGUCACUGUUGCUUUUUUUCCCUUCUCUCUCUUCAGCUCUUCCUUCUAUGAAUAGUAACCUAGUCCAUUGUAUGAAAAGCAGAAUAAACCACAAUCCGAUAAUGCUGUAAAAUGUGUAUUAUUAAAGUUUAUUUUAUAACAAAAAUGAUUUCUUCAUAAAGGAAGUAGGAUGUUUUUAUGUACAUUUUUUUUUUUU